Messenger RNA from Striga asiatica, 1521 nucleotides. The record is from the annotation of a GenBank genome assembly. NCBI's taxonomy places the organism in Eukaryota, Viridiplantae, Streptophyta, Magnoliopsida, Lamiales, Orobanchaceae.
GAAAAUUUGGAAAAACAACUCGAUAAAAAGUAGCACAACUCACAUUUAAUGGCCGUAAGGCCAUUCGUGCUCAUCGCUCUUCGCCAGCACCUCUCUUCCUCCGCCUUCUUUCUGCCCCGCCGCGCGGCCUCCGGAACUCCACUUGUCGUCGCGCAACACCACUGUCAACAAAUCAAGCUCUACCGACAAAAGGAACAGCCGAAGACGCCGCUUUUACAGCCGGAGACCGAAUUUUCCUCCACCCGCCGCCCCUCCGUCGUGUCCCUGCCUGAAUCCAUGGCUCAGAGGAUCGGCAAAGCCAUUCGACGUUCCGGCGCCCCGUCGAAGGCGCGGGCCUACCCCGACGUCAAUGUCAUACGCCCUAAGGAAUAUUGGGACUACGAGUCACUCACCGUUCAAUGGGGGGAGCAGGAUGAUUAUGAGGUGGUGAGGAAGGUGGGUAGGGGAAAAUACAGCGAGGUUUUCGAAGGCGUUCACACGACGGACAAUGAGAAGUGCAUUAUCAAGAUUCUAAAACCUGUGAAGAAGAAAAAGAUCAGGAGGGAGGUUAAGAUUUUGCAGAAUCUUUGUGGCGGGCCAAAUAUUGUGAAGUUGCUUGAUAUCGCCUUAGACUACUGCCAUUCUCAAGGUAUCAUGCAUAGAGAUGUGAAGCCCCACAAUAUCGCAAUAGAUCACGAGCAGCGUAAACUUCGCCUGAUAGAUUGGGGGCUUGCGGAAUUCUAUCAUCCUGGAAAAGAGUAUAAUGUUCGAGUAGCUUCAAGAUAUUUUAAGGGCCCUGAACUUCUCGUGGAUUUGCAAGAUUAUGAUUACUCCUUGGACUUGUGGAGCCUGGGAUGUAUGUUUGCUGGAAUGAUAUUUCGCAAGGAGCCUUUCUUCUAUGGGCAUGAUAAUUACGAUCAACUAGUCAAGAUUGCAAAGAUACUGGGGACAGAUGAAUUAAAUGCUUAUUUGAACAAGUACCGCUUGGAACUGGAUCAACAUCUCUCUGCCCUUGUUGGAAGGCAUAGUAGAAAGCCAUGGACAAAGUUCAUUAAUGCUGAUAAUCAACAUUUAGCUGUUCCUGAGGCCGUUGAUUUUCUCGACAAAUUGUUGCGAUAUGACCAUCAAGAAAGGCCAACUGCAAAGGAAGCAAUGGCCCAUCCUUAUUUCUACCCAAUAAGGAAUGCAGAAAAUCGCCGUGCUCGUGGUCAAUAAUGAUGAUAACUCCACGCCUUCAAAUUUUGUCGUCAAAAACUUCGCGCGCUCUAUGUUGUGCUUUUUUACUCUUCAUUUAUGCAAUAGAUUGAGUUUUUGUUUGUACUUACAAUCCGAUUCGUGCAAUUACUGUAAACUUUAAAUCGCGUAAACAUUUUACCGUGUGUGAUUAUAGAAAGCAAAGAUUGAGAACCUCAUCAUUUUCUUUUUCAAGUUACUUUUUAGCCAUUGCUUAAUGGGCCGGCCGGCCCGUAGCCUGCCAAAACCCAUCUUUUGGCGGGGCUGAGAGUGCCUUCUAAAAUCAGCCCAGCCCGAACCUGUUGUGGC